Molecule: messenger RNA, 528 nt
Organism: Prorocentrum cordatum
Lineage: Eukaryota; Dinophyceae; Prorocentrales; Prorocentraceae
Source: the annotation of a GenBank genome assembly
CAGGCCAGCGGCGACCUCAUCGGCCUGCUCUGGGAGAACGACCACGGCCUGACGGAGGACGGGCUGCGCAUGGCCACGGCGCUGCGCCAGCGCAUCCGCGCCGCGCGGGAGGCGCCGAGCGGCGUGGACGCCAAGGCGGAGUGGGCCAGGCACUUCAUGCGCCCCGACGCCGUCUUCUCCUCGCCCCUCACGCGGGCCCUGGAGACGACGUGCUUGGCCCUGAAGGACGUGAUCGCCACCAGGGGCGUCGUCGUGAUGCGGGAGGCGCGCGAGCAGAAGAACCUGGGCGGCGCCGACUCCACGGGCGUGGCCGUGGGCGCCGGCAUCCGGGAGCGUCUGGAGGUUUGCGCGAUCGCCGCGGCCACGGUGGCGCUGACCGGCGGGGUUCCCCCAGUUCGUCUCGCAGGCCGCGCUGGCGCGCAGGAGGACCUCAGGGCCGUCCUGGAGGCCGCCUGCGAGGGGGCGGGCGAGGCGCCGGAGGCUCCCGUCGACCGCGCCCUGGCGGACGCCCGGGAGUCCCUGGAGGCC